AUGGCUGAGAACCCGGCUGCUGCUGCUGCAGUUAAUCACGGCGAAGGCCUCCGGCUACCGGAGACGUCGUCGAUAUGCGUCACGGAGAGCGCCGCACACAACUUCGAGGUAACCAAUUAUGCGCUGCUCGAGGGCCUGGGCGUCGGGAAGUACAUCACCUCAAGCACAUUCAGGGUCGGCGGCUACGAUUGGAAUAUCAUGUUCUACCCGGACGGAAGCACGAAGGACUUUGCCGGCAACGCGUCAGCCUUUUUGUAUUAUCUCAGUAAGGGGAAGGACGGGGUGAGGACAAAAUUCACCUUAACCCUGCUGGAUGGUCAAGGCAAUGCACAGGAAAUCAACAAGGAUUACCUGCCCGGCAACAUCGAGCGCACCCUCAAGGACGGGAAGGGCGCAGACGUCACGCUGCUCGUGGGCGGCAGGGAGUUCAGUGCGCACAGGUUCAUGCUAGCUGCACAGUCGCCGGUUUUCGACGCACAGCUCUUUGGCCCGAUGAUGGACGAGGACACGCGGUGCAUAGAGGUUGUCGACAUGGACCCGGCCAUCUUUGAGAUGCUUCUUCACUACAUCUACAUGGAUUCGCUGCCCCCGCGUGACGAGAAAGGUUACGAUGCUGCUUCCAUGCAGCACUUGCUCGUCGCGGCAGAUCGGUACGGGCUGGACAGGCUCAAGGUGAUGUGUGAAGAGGAACUGUCCAAAAGCAUCAACGUCCAGACCGUCACGAGUACAUUGGCGGUUGCAGAUCAGCACUUCUGCGAAGGGCUCAAGAAUGCUUGUGAGGAGUUUCUUUCUGUGCCGGGAAUAGGGACCAUUGUCUCUUUAAGAAACGGGUUCAAACGCCUCAUGGCAAAGCUGGAACUGGGGGACGAGGAGGCAUCUGCCGAGGGGAAGGAGUAA
Molecule: messenger RNA, 897 nt
Organism: Triticum urartu
Lineage: Eukaryota; Viridiplantae; Streptophyta; Magnoliopsida; Poales; Poaceae
Source: RefSeq, a predicted model, not a curated record